AUGGACGGUGUUGAUCUCACAAAAGCUGUAUUAAACAAGGGCAAACAAAUGGCUUCUGUCGCAACCGCUGCUGCCAAUGGCAAUGGCGGCAAGAAGAGGAGAAAGGGGACUGAUCUCAAGCCUAUUGUCACUAAUGAUGCAAACCCAGCCGCUGAUGCCAGUGGCGCAGCGCCAUCAAACUCCAAACCCGCCACCACUACAGCGUCGCGCUCACCAUCCACCUCAUCCGUAGAUGAAGUUGAAACCACCGCCGAAGAAGAAGAUUCCGAGGACUACUGCAAGGGUGGCUAUCAUCCCGUACAAGCAGGAGAGACAUACAACAAUGGCCGUUAUGUUGUGGUACGCAAAUUGGGUUGGGGUCAUUUCUCAACGGUGUGGCUGUCAAGAGAUACCACUACUGGAAAGCACGUGGCGCUAAAGGUCGUGCGCUCCGCCGCUCAUUACACCGAAACCGCAAUCGAUGAAAUCAAACUGCUUAAUCGGAUUGUUGAAGCGAAACCUUCCCACCCCGGCCGCAAGCAUGUUGUCAGUCUGUUGGACUCAUUCGAACACAAGGGACCCAACGGUGUUCACGUAUGUAUGGUUUUUGAGGUGUUGGGUGAGAACUUGCUGGGUCUCAUCAAGCGUUGGAACCAUCGUGGUAUUCCCAUGCCACUAGUGAAACAAAUCACCAAGCAAGUGCUCCUGGGUUUGGAUUACCUCCACCGGGAGUGUGGCAUCAUUCACACCGAUUUGAAGCCAGAGAACGUGUUGAUUGAGAUCGGUGAUGUGGAGAAGAUCGUGGAGGCGCAUGUGGCGCAAGAAGAAGCCAAGAAGGAGAAUAAAGAAGACAACCGCAACGGGCGCCGGCGCCGUCGCACUUUGAUCACAGGCAGUCAGCCGUUGCCGAGUCCGUUAAACACAAGCUUCAGCAGCUUUGAUUUCAAGCACAGUUCCUCCAACUCACACAGUAGCCUCAGCCAGAUGGUGAAUGACCCGACACCGGACAUCCCAUCGAUGAAGGAAGCGCUCGGUGUCAAGGACGAGGAUGAUAAGCAGAAGCAACGAGAGAAGACAGCUGAUCUCCUGGAGAGAGAGGUGUCGGGUAUCUCGCUGGAUAAAGGCUCAUCAACCAAAACGCUUGAGGAAGAGAUCGAUGCCAGCAUCAUCUCGGUCAAAAUUGCCGAUCUAGGCAACGCGUGCUGGGUGGGCCACCACUUUACCAACGACAUCCAGACACGGCAAUACCGCUCCCCCGAGGUGAUUUUGGGUGGAAAAUGGGGCGCUAGUACUGACGUGUGGAGUAUGGCAUGCAUGACAUUUGAACUUAUCACCGGUGACUACCUAUUCGACCCACAAUCUGGAACCAAGUACGGCAAAGACGACGAUCACAUCGCUCAGAUUAUCGAAUUACUUGGCCAAUUCCCCAAGCCCAUGUGCCUAAGCGGCAAAUGGUCCCAAGAUAUCUUCAAUCGCAAGGGUGAGCUGCGAAAUAUCCAUCGCCUCCGUCAUUGGGCCCUCCCCGACGUCCUCCGCGAAAAAUACCACUACACAGUCGAGGAUAGCAUGCGAACAAGCGAGUUCCUAUUACCGAUGCUGGAUCUCUUACCCGAUAAGCGUGCCAAUGCCGGUGGUAUGGCUUCACAUGAUUGGCUGCAGGAUACGGCCGGUAUGAGCGGGAUUGAUCUGGGAAUUGCACCGGGGACUCGAGGCGAGGGAAUUGACGGUUGGUCAGCGGAAGUUAAGAGGCGAUAA
This is a messenger RNA of Penicillium verhagenii, 1734 nucleotides long. RefSeq names its product serine/threonine-protein kinase. The record is from RefSeq and is a predicted model, not a curated record. Gene Ontology annotation, molecular function: protein kinase activity; ATP binding. Gene Ontology annotation, biological process: spliceosomal complex assembly; regulation of mRNA processing; protein phosphorylation. NCBI's taxonomy places the organism in Eukaryota, Fungi, Ascomycota, Eurotiomycetes, Eurotiales, Aspergillaceae. The coding region runs from base 1 to 1734 and encodes 577 amino acids. The transcript has 5 exons.